Striga asiatica is the source of this 1143-nucleotide messenger RNA. The record is from the annotation of a GenBank genome assembly. Lineage: Eukaryota; Viridiplantae; Streptophyta; Magnoliopsida; Lamiales; Orobanchaceae.
UUUUAUUCAUUUCAUACACCAUCAGCUCUAAUGAUUACAUUAUUUUUAUCUCACACUUACUCACAACCUAAAAAAUACUUUGUGUUAGUUUCUAAUAACUCAUUCUGCUUUCUCCAAGAAGGAAUAAAAAUGAUUUCUUAUUGUGACCAAACUCUACCCAAUAUUGUGAGGUGGGCCUAUUUAAGAGUAAGUGCACCAACUCCAAACUUCCCUCCCUCUUUCUCUAACCUCUUACUAGCACUAUAUAUAUAUGAAAAUUGUUGCAUGCAUUUUUCAUCACUCUCUUCUCAAUAUCCAAUUCAGACCUAAAAAAGAAAAAAGAAAAAACAAAAAUUCAAAUUAAACUAGGAAAGGAUGAGCAAUUUAAGUAGAGUUGGUUUGAUGAUGGUAUUGAUGGUUUACAUGAGCAGGUUAGGAGCAGCAGCAGUUUAUACAGUGGGCGACUCCACAGGUUGGGCGAGUGGAGCUGACUACACCACUUGGACUAGCGACAAGGCCUUUGCUGUUGGUGAUACCCUUGUUUUCAAUUACUCCCCUGGGCACACCGUGGAUGAGGUGUCACAAGCGGACUUCCAAUCGUGCACCACCGGCAACUCCAUAACCACGGACAGCAGUGGGGCCACCAAAAUCACACUCAAGACAGCUGGAACCCACUACUUCAUAUGCGCCAUCCCUGGCCACUGUGCCGGCGGGAUGAGGCUCGCUGUCCCUGUGGCCGCUGGCGGCACCACCACCACCACCACCACGCCUGCCACCGCUACCACCACCACCACCACUUCUCCGGUGCCGCCAACUCCACGCGCCGGCAGCUUUGCGCAGUCGGCGGCAGCGGCGGCGGUGUUGUCUCCCGGGAUGGCGGUGAUUUUGGGCUUCGUGGUGGUGGGUUUUAAGAGUUUGGUGUUUUGGGUUUAGUUAUGUGGCCGGGACAGUGGCAGUGCCGUAAUUUGUUUCUUUUCUCAUUCUAUUUACUCAUAUUUGAUUCUCAUCUUAUACAAUAUUGUUGUGGUUAUUCAUGUUCCAUUUCUAGUUGUUUUGUUUGUAAUUUUUUCUUAAUCUUUACGGUACUUUUGAUGGUCUUUAUUGCAUUUUGGGUCGAGUAAAUUUAACUCAACUAGUGUGUAUCCCGUGUAAUGUACGGAUAGG